Tachyglossus aculeatus (Australian echidna) is the source of this 1504-nucleotide messenger RNA. It is a transcript of the gene CBX4, whose product is annotated as chromobox 4. Gene Ontology annotation, biological process: negative regulation of DNA-templated transcription. NCBI's taxonomy places the organism in Eukaryota, Metazoa, Chordata, Mammalia, Monotremata, Tachyglossidae. The record is from RefSeq and is a predicted model, not a curated record.
AUGGAACUGCCGGCCGUGGGAGAGCACGUCUUCGCCGUGGAGAGCAUAGAAAAGAAGCGGAUCAGAAAGGGCCGAGUGGAAUAUUUGGUGAAAUGGAGGGGUUGGUCGCCCAAAUAUAACACGUGGGAGCCGGAGGAGAAUAUACUGGACCCCAGGUUGUUGAUCGCUUUCCAGAACAGGGAACGACAGGAGCAGUUGAUGGGAUACCGCAAGAGGGGCCCGAAGCCCAAGCCGCUUGUGGUCCAGGUGCCCACCUUCGCCCGCCGCUCCAACGUCCUGACGGGCCUCCAGGACUCGUCGGCCGACAACCGGUCGAAGCCGGACCCGUCGGGGAAGGGUCAGGCCCACCAGUACGAGCUCAACAGCAAGAAGCACCACCAGUACCAGCCGCACGGCAAGGAGCAGGCGUCCAAGCCCCCUCCCCACGGCAAGAGCGGCAAGUACUACUACCAGCUCAACAGCAAGAAGCAUCACCACUACCAGCCGGACCCCAAGAUGUACGACCUGCAGUACCAGGCGGGCCACAAGGAGGCGCCCCCGGGCGCGGCCUGCCCGGACCUGGGCGCCAAAAGCCACGUGCCGGAGAAAUGGGCCCACAAGGCCUACUUGGGCGCCGCCAAGCCCCCCGACAAGAGCCCCCCCAACGGCCUGGCCCCCUCCUCCAAGGAGGCCGCCGCCGCUGCUGCCGGGAACGGCAGCGGGAUCGGCGGCAAGAUGAAGAUCGUCAAGAACAAGAACAAGAACGGGCGCAUCGUCAUCGUCAUGAGCAAGUACAUGGAGAACGGCAUGCAGGCCGUGAAGAUCAAAUCCGGGGACGGGGCGACGCCGGGCCCCCCCCCGGGGACCCCCAAGAAGAGGCCCGGGGACGAGAGGACCGCGAGGAAGGGCGAGGGGAAGCCGGAGCCGGCCCCCAAGAGGAGGGAGGACCCCCAGGAGGAGGGGGCGGCGGGGGCGGAUAGGCCCGACUUGCCGCCCCCUCCCCAGCCCCCGGGGGGGGGCCCGGGCCGCAAGCGGUGCCUGUCCGAGCCCCAGGGCGAGCGGCAGCCCUGCAAGAAGCGGCUGACGGCCCGCAGCGUCAGCUCCCCCACCGGGCUGGGGGGGCCCAAGGCCGAGAGACCCCCGGACCCGCCCCCCGACGUCAUCCUGCUGGACUCCGACCUCGACGAGCCCAUUGACUUGCGCUGCGUCAAGCCCCGCGGCCACCAGGGGGCGCCGCCGGCGGCCCCGCCCGCUCCCUCCCCCCCCCCUCCUCCUCCGCCGCCCCCCCCACCGCCGCCGCCGAAGCCCGCGGCGCAGGCGCAGGCGCAGUCGGCGGCCGAGCGGGCGCCGCCCGAGCCCGACGAGCCGCCGGCCGAGUUCAAGCCCUUCUUCGGGAACAUCAUCAUCACUGACGUCACAGCGAACUGCCUCACCGUCACUUUCAAGGAGUACGUCACGGCGUAGCGCCACGCCCUGCGGGACGGGGGGGUCGCCGCCAGGGGGCGCGGCGGGACGGGGAGGCGCC